Molecule: messenger RNA, 1209 nt
Organism: Letharia lupina
Lineage: Eukaryota; Fungi; Ascomycota; Lecanoromycetes; Lecanorales; Parmeliaceae
Exons: 4
Coding region: 1-1209 (402 amino acids)
Biological process (GO): transmembrane transport
Cellular component (GO): membrane
Molecular function (GO): transmembrane transporter activity
Source: RefSeq, a predicted model, not a curated record
AUGGUGGCAGAGCUUUCUGCCCUUCAGCAGAUUAUCAAUGCUUUAACAGGGCUCAAAGGCCUGCCUGCUGUCAUUGUCGAGUGUGCCGUUACCACUAUCUACACUUCUCUGGGCGGGUUUCGCAUCUCUUUCGUUACCGACAAUAUUCAAGGUAUUAUGGUAGUCGGUUUAGUCAUUGUAGCUGUCGUCACUGUUGGCGUUGAGACCCACAUUGACAAGAGUCUUGUCGAAUCUUCGGGGUUGCUCAAAUCGAGCUUGCUCGGCUGGCAGCUCAUAUAUAUCCUUCCGGUAGCCGUCCUAACUAACGAUUUUUUUAUUUCUGGGUUUUGGAUGCGCACCUUUGCUUCCAAGACAGACAAAGACUUGGUUAUUGGAACUUCGAUUGCGACUGUCGCUGUAACCUUCAUCUUGGGUCUUGUCGGUGCAGCUGGACUCCUGGCGGCAUGGACAGGUGCUUGGCCUGGUAAUCCACCACAAGAUGGUGACAUCGCCUUUUUCCUUCUGCUCGAGCAGCUUCCGAGCUGGGUAGUGGGCAUUGUCCUCGUGAUGGUCGUGUCUCUAAGCACAGCCGCGUUCGACAGCUUCCAGUCGGCUAUGGUUUCGACCGGAUCCAACGAUCUGUUUCGCAACAAACUGAAUCUUUGGUUGAUCAGAUUGGCCGUCGUACUGAUUAUUUUCCCAGUCGUGGUCGUAGCUCUUAAGAGUCCGGAUAUCCUGCAAGUCUACCUGAUAUCUGACCUUGUAAGCGCCAGUUCGAUCCCCGUGCUUGUCAUUGGCUUAAGCGAUGCAUGCUACUGGUGGCGCGGAUUUGAAGUUGUGAUUGGUGGCUUGGGUGGUCUACUUACCGUCUUCAUCUUUGGCACCAUCUACUUUGGUAACGCGCACGAAGGAGCGUAUCUUCUGCUGUUGGAGAAUGGGCUAUACGCGAAUGACUGGAGUGCCUUUGGGGCCUUCGUCGCGGCACCUGUUGGCGGUCUAUUGUGGGGAGGUGGAGCAUUUGCACUUCGUGUCGGAUUUCAAUGGAUUCAAGCCAAGAGGAAGGGUCACAGAUUUGACGCUUUCGAUCGUCCUCCCCCUACACAGCCGUCGACAUAUACUAGUGGUGCGGGAUCAUUCGAUGAAGAGCACGAACGGCGCGAAGAGCCAGCAGAGCCCGAAGAGCGUGUUGCUCCAAUUAGCAUCAGCCCCCAGAAAGGAAAGUUCUUUUGA